Messenger RNA from Triplophysa dalaica, 4699 nucleotides. RefSeq names its product NACHT, LRR and PYD domains-containing protein 12. Lineage: Eukaryota; Metazoa; Chordata; Actinopteri; Cypriniformes; Nemacheilidae. The record is from RefSeq and is a predicted model, not a curated record. The coding region runs from base 66 to 3659 and encodes 1197 amino acids. The transcript has 13 exons. Gene Ontology annotation, molecular function: protein binding.
GAAAAAUGAAAGUGAAAGUGUGAAUUGGACAUAUAUUUGGCGUUGCGAAUCGUAGCUGAGUCUCAAUGAGUACCUCUGGAGAGCGUGGAGGCGGAUAUAGUCCGGAAGAGGACAUUCAUUCUGACCUAACUGAACAAGCGCGAUCAGACUCGCCUACAUCACAGUUGUCUCUGAAGAGUGGCCAAUCACUUCCUCAACCAAUCCAUUUCAGCAAUGAAACACAGAGAACAACAGAAAGAACUAAAGAGAAGAGAUCAGACUCUCCUACAUCACAAUUGUCUCUAGCGAGUGACCAGUCACUUCCUCAACCAAUUCACUUCGGCAAUAAAACUCAGAGAACUAUUGAAAGUCACGAUCAUAAAGAAGAUGAAAAGUCAAACAAGAGAUCGGGCUCACAUGCAGCACGUCGCAUCACAAGAACCUUACAGGUAUCUAAUGUACCAGACAGUCAAUGUCUGCUCCAUCGUUUUGUGGACAACAUGAGGACAGAUGUCUUCAAAGCCUUUAGAAGAGACCUAUGUGAGCAAUAUCCAGGAUGCUUCGGGAGUCAUCCAGAUGAGUUAACCAUCUCUGAUGUUACUGAGAAAAUGGUGCAGAGCUUUGGAGGAGAAGGAGCAUGGAGGAUCACUCAUUACUUUUUAGAAAAUUGUAAUCCUAUUGAAAAAAUCACAGAAGCCAAUAAAGCAAACCUGAAGCAAAGAUGUCAUCAGAUAAAUGAAGGGAAUACAUCUCGUGCUAAACAAAGUUUGUUAAGUGAGAUCCAUACAAAUCUUUACAUCACUGAAGGUGGAAGUGGACAGAUAAAUACUGAGCAUGAGGUGUUAAGGAAUGAGGUGAUUUCACAAAGCAGAACUGCUCAAGAAACUCAGUUAACAUGUAAUGACAUCUUCAAGACACUGCCAGGAGAAAAUAAACUAGUCAGAACAGUUUUGACAAUGGGGAUUGUUGGAAUUGGAAAGAAUGUUUCAGUGAAGAAGUUUAUUUUGGACUGGACAGAUGGAAAAGCAAACCAAGACAUUGAAAUCAUCAUUCAUCUACCAUUUCAGGAACUUAACCGAAGAAAGUGCAACUGUAGUCUUCAACAACUCAUUCAUCAAUAUGAUCCUGAAUUAAGAGAAGGAGAUGUUCAAAAAAUGAAAGUGUUGUUUAUUCUUGAUGGAUUAGAGGUCUGUCAGUAUCCUCUUGAUUUCCAAAACAAUGAUCACUGCUCUGAUAUAAAUGAUGAAACGUCUGUUGAUGUGCUGCUUACAAACCUGAUCAAGGGGAAUCUGCUUCCUUCUGCUCUUCUCUGGAUAACCACAAGACCAUCAUCAGCCUAUCGGAUUCCUCCUGAGUGUGUCCAUCGAGUCACAGAGAUUCAUGGGUUCAAUGACUGUCAGAAAGAAGAAUAUUUAAGAAAGAAAAUCAAAGACCAGAAACAGGCGAGUGACAUCAUCACUCACAUCAAAUCAUGUAGAAGUCUUUACAUCAUGUGCCACAUGCCAAUAUUCUGCUGGAUUACAGCCACUGUGCUAGAAAACAUGUUGAGUAACGGAAACUCUGAUAAAAAACCCAAAACUCUGACAGAGAUGUUCACUCACUUCCUCCUCAUUCAAAUCAGUCUGAAGCAUAAGAAGUUCAAUGGAACGAACAUAGAAAAUCCAAAGAAACUCUCUGAGUCAGACACAACGUUGAUUCUGAAACUGGGAGAACUGGCUUUCCAACAGCUGCAGAAGGAGAGUAGUACAUUCACUGAAGAUGACCUGAAAAACUGUGGCGUCGAUGUCAGUAAAGUCUCUCAGUACUCAAUGUGCACAGAGAUUUUCAGAGAGGAGUUGGGCUUGUACACAGACAAGAUCUACAGCUUUGUGCAUCUGAUCCUUCAGGAAUAUCUUGCAGCACUCUAUGCUCACUUUGCAUGUGUUAAUGAUGGUAAAAAUGUUCUUGUCCAAAGUGAACUUAAGUCAAGUCUUUCAGCUGUUCAUCAGAGCGCAGUGAACAAUGCUUUAGGAAGUAAAAAUGGACACCUGGAUCUCUUUCUGCGCUUUCUUCUGGGUCUUUCAGUUGAACCCAACCAAAGUCUUCUGAAAGACUUCAGGAAAAGCAGUUUAACUGAAUCCUGCACAAAUAAAAACAUGAUAGACGUUAUAAAAGAGAAGAUCAAACAGGAAGCAGCACCAGAGAGAAUCAUCAAUCUGUUUCAUUGUUUAAGUGAACUGAAUGACAACUCUUUUGUGAGAUCCGUUCAGUCCGCAAUGAAAUCAGGAACACUCUUAGGGAGUGAGCUGGACCCAGAGCAGUGGUCCGCACUGGCUUAUGUCUUACUCACAUCUGGAGAGGAGUUAGAGGAGUUUGACAUGAAGAAGUUUCACACGUCAACAGCAAACCAGCUCAGACUGCUUCCAGUACUCAAGAUCUGCAAAAUUGCCAGGUUGGAUUGCUGUAAUCUCUCUGUUGAGUCCUGUAAGAGAGUGGCCUCAGCUUUCCAGACAGUGAACUCACCUCUGAGAGAACUGAUUCUAAACAACAAUAAACUCAGCAAGUCCGGAGUGAACUUACUCUUGUCUGGACUCUGCAGUCCACACUGUCAACUACAGAAGUUAGGGCUGGCUGGCUGUGAUUUCCCUUCAGAGUCUUGCAAAAAUGUUGCCACAGUUCUCAAAUCCACAAACUCAUCUCUAACAGAACUGAAUCUAAGCUACAACAGAAUAAGCGAUGAUGGAGUGAACGAUCUUUGUACUGGAUUGAUGAGUCCAAAUUGUAGACUUAAGAUACUAAAAUUAAAGCGGUGUGAACUCACAGAGUCUUGCUGUGAGAAGCUGGCAUCAGUUUUGACACUGUCACACCUGAUUGAUUUACAACUGAAAUGCAAUGACCUGAAGGAUUCAGGUGUGGAAAAGCUCUCAGUUGGACUGGCGGCUCCACAAUGUAAAAUCGAGAGACUUGGAUUGUCAGGUUGUAUGAUCACAGAAAAGGGCUGCAGUUCUCUGGCUUUGGCUCUGAACUCAAACCCUGAUCAUCUGGGAGAUCUUGAUCUGAGCUACAACCACCCUGGAGACUCAGAGAUGAAACUGCGCACCGCUAAACAACAGGAUCCAGACUUUAAACUGGAUCUUGAAAAUGGAGGAGAGUGCCGGAUGAAACCAGGUCUUAAAAAAUAUGCCUGUUGGCCUACAGUGGAUCCAGACUUAAUAAACAGACGCCUCUUACUGUCUGACGAUAACCGGAGUGUGUCAGAAAGUAGAGUGGAACAACCAUAUCCUGACCAUCCUAACAGAUACCGACUCUAUCCUCAGGCUUUGUGCAAAGAGCCUAUAAGAGAGCGCUGUUACUUUGAGUUGAAGUGUAAGGGUGGAGUUAUUGUGGGUGUGGCCUAUAAGAGCCAAGAUCGAACACAAACAAUAAUGGGAGUUAAUAACAAGUUCCCCAGUCUUCACUGUCUGAAUGGUAAUCUGAAACUAUGGCAAAAUAAUGAGAGUACAUGCGCGUUCCCAAAAACUGCCAUGUCUAGCAGAAUAGCAGUUUAUGUAGACUGGGCAGCCGGCAGUUUGACAUAUUACAGCAUUUGUAAUGAUACACUCAUUCACCUGCACACACACCACACCACAUUCACAGAUGAAUUAUUUGCAGGGUUCUUUCUUAUGCCUGAUUCCUCUGUCACUCUUUGGAAGGGACCGUGAGUGAACAGUGUAACAGACUUUAGAUGCUAGAAGCACAGGUUGAUAGUUCCCCCAUACAUAUUAUUGUAAGUCAAAAGUAGCUUUAAUUAGUUUUGAGUGGUUGUAAUAAGAUUGUAUAAAUGUGCCUUAGAAAUAACAUUACUGGGCUGCAUCCUGAAACAACACAAUGAUAUGCAAACCUUUUUUAAUAUGUCACGUGCACAUGGUUUUCAAUUGAGACAGGUCGAGUGUGCAUUUAAGUCUGGGAGUAGUCUAACGCCUUGUCUGUGAAACCAGGCCUAUAUUUUACAUUAUAAUAUGUUUAUAUGCAUUGACUGUGUCAUAAAUAUGACAAAUAUUCUCCAUUUAAAUGAUCUGUACCAACCUUCAAUUCAUGUAGUCAUAGACGUACACAGCAUUAAGAGAUUUGUAGAAUGAAGUAUAACGUAUAAUGGCAAUAUAUAUAAUAAUGAGCUGAAUUUUUAUGUAUGAAAACUGUUCAAAAAAUUCUAAACUGAUUUGUAUUGAUCAGAAUAUAAUCAGUGGUUCUAAAAAUUGCAAAAAAUAACAAACAUUCAAUUUUCUAUGUUUUGUUAAUUUUGUUUCAUUGUACAAUAUUUUUACACUUCUAUUUAGUACUCUAUACUGCAUGUGUGUUUACACUCUGCUCCCUGUCGGAGCUUGUCAUGGCCAGUAAGCCGUCAAGCCUGCUCCUUCCCCUUAGCCUCCAAAGCACACUUUAUGCACUGAGCCUCUUUGUGCCAUAGCUGGAUCAGCUCCAGUUCUGACCAUGACUACUUCAGCUCUGCCCUGAUGUCAGGAGUCUACACUGCCUGCUUUCUUUAACUUACACUACAGUCAACUUCACCAUGGUCCACAGCCACACCAGUGCACCCUUGGUCACCUGUUUGUCCAGGACUAUGGGCACCUGCCUCUAUCAUGUCCCUUUGACCUGGCUCACUCACCAUCUCCGCCCCUGGACUAGAGUUAUCGUGUUCUUUUUGUGUUUUUAAACCAGUAUGUAGAAAUACAGAGUAAAUAAACAGAUAUCAUACAUUAAA